Mollisia scopiformis is the source of this 855-nucleotide messenger RNA. RefSeq lists its product as uncharacterized. The record is from RefSeq and is a predicted model, not a curated record. NCBI's taxonomy places the organism in Eukaryota, Fungi, Ascomycota, Leotiomycetes, Helotiales, Mollisiaceae. The coding region runs from base 1 to 804 and encodes 267 amino acids. The transcript has a single exon.
AUGGGCUUUGAUGAGGACAAAUCGUUAAAACUUUCGCGACUUUUUAAUAUGACGACAAUCACACCCCCAACCACGAGCUACAAGCCCCUCAGCGAGUUGACACUCUCCUUACCAAAUACGCUCUCAUUCAAAGCGUUCACUUCUCACGGCCGCGAUGUAGCCUUCCACUCUUACGCGAAUGAGCCCCCUUUGUUCACCAUUGAAGUCCCUGACAGCUAUCCUUCACCCGUCAGACUCCUCCUCCGCUCACCAGAGAAGGCCACCCUUGCGAAUUGCGAACCAGCUCAUACGCCAGGGUCUAGACCAGAGCGAUGGGAACUCGUCAUACCCUCGGAGACUUAUCAACAUAUGGGAACAGAAGGAAAGGGGAAAGUUACGGGAGAGAUUCAACAACUGAAUGCUGAGUCUCGGACUGUGAUGGAGAAGAUCGGAAAAGACACAUACCAAGUCGCAGCUCUAUGGCUUACGCAAUCCCAUUAUCAAACUUCAGCACCAAAAAUGCCAUUGCAAACGACCUAUAGGUGGCAAAAACAGGAACAACAAUCCGCGGCGUCGACAACUUUCUCAAAUCCUGAUUGGAAGCUCACUAAUCCGACGACUGGAGAAGUACAUGCUGUAUUCUUCGAGCGUUGGAGUGCAACGGAGAGAGGACAGAUGCAAUUCAGAAGAAGCUUUGGGCGCGAGUGGGAGUUGACUGUCGUGCUCAGUGUUGGUAUGAUAGUUGAAGAAGGGAGGAGGAGGAAGCGAACGAGGGGUAAUUUCGCGAUGGGGUUUGCCAAGGGACAUGGUGGUGCUAGUUUUUGAAUUGACGACCAUCAUCCGUCUACUUUCACAUGUUGCGUUGUGAUCUGCAUG